AUGUCUGGCUUGACCAUAAAUCGCUCCGCAACGCGUUUGUCGAGAUGUUGCAGUCGUUCCAAUAGCUGCUUUGGGUGUGAUCCUGCGUCUGAAGGAGGUUUAAGCAGGCGGUGUUCGUCGGCCAAGUCAAGCUUGUGGACAUGGUCUCUGGGGAUGAAAGAAGUGAACCGGAGGUUACCAACGACCUUGAUGGCAAACAUGGACUCGUGUGCUCGAGAUAUCGAAGUGUCUAGGUUGAUAUCGUGUUCCUCCUGCGAGAAAAGGACAAGAUCAUGGGACGGACCAUUUGCUGGUGACGGGGAGCGACUUAGUCCAGUCAUUGGUGAAGCAGAGCCAUCACUCGAUUCCGGUGCUAUAGAGGCGAGCGGGCUGUCAAAGCCAGUUGGCCGUUUGACUAUCAUGGUGAAAGCUGGAUGCAGAUCAUCGUCCUCCUGGUCUCCAUUCAGGUGGAAUGCACCAUCCGGCGCAGAGACAGUUCGGUUGAUUGGCGGUGCCACAUCUGGUGCUUUGCGCCGUCGGGAUAUCAUCGAAGGCGAGCGCCGAUGGUUCCUGGCCGCCGCAUGUGUUGCGAGUGGCGCUUGGGCUGUUGACAGUGAGGAACCAGUCGAAUGCGGGUCGACACCUCGCGAGGCGCAUUUUCUGCCUUUUCUCGCUUCCACUUCGCCGUCUCGUACUGUGUCCGUAGCGUUUCUGCCUCAAUCUCGGCCUCCAGCUUGGCCAGCAUGGCAUCUCUCCGCUUGUGCAUCACUUCCGCCUCUUUCUUGUUUAUCACCUGAUUUCGACGCCGGCGGAUGGGUCUCCCGUCUGUCUACUCCUCUGCCACGUUUUGCGGGUUUCGAUGCACUCAAGGGGUCAUCAAUAGCUCCAGUAUGGACAGUCUCGCGGCCUGCGUCUUCAACAUCUGAGGCAAAGUCUCCCAUAGGACUUCUAGCCCGGCGGAUCGCGCUCAGGCCCACUCGUCGUCGCUGGACUCGUCGCGCUCCCGCACACUCAGCUCUAUGUGUUUUUGCUCCACCUCAUCUUGAAGCUCCGCCAGCUCGAUCAGUUCGAGCAACAACCAGGCCUCGUGGAUCCGGUGGAAAUGGCUUGCAAGAGCAUGCUUCUCAUCUCCAAGUGCAAGGUACGGGUCGGGUGGGAUCGUCCAGGUCUCAUAGGACUCCAUCAGUCUGGACACAGCGGAGCUGGAUUUGUGUUACAAGGGAGAGCAGUCGACAACAACAGCGACAUAUUCAACGAGCAAACAAGACUGGACAACACCCCGGUCAGACACGUGAUGGAGGCCUCCGCCGCGCCUUGACAUAG
Molecule: messenger RNA, 1302 nt
Organism: Scutellospora calospora
Lineage: Eukaryota; Fungi; Glomeromycota; Glomeromycetes; Diversisporales; Gigasporaceae
Source: the annotation of a GenBank genome assembly